Messenger RNA from Anopheles nili, 984 nucleotides. Its product is annotated as transmembrane protein 231. The record is from RefSeq and is a predicted model, not a curated record. The transcript is spliced from 2 exons. Bases 1 to 984 code for a protein of 327 amino acids. Gene Ontology annotation, biological process: cilium assembly; regulation of protein localization. Gene Ontology annotation, cellular component: ciliary transition zone; ciliary membrane. Lineage: Eukaryota; Metazoa; Arthropoda; Insecta; Diptera; Culicidae.
AUGAAGCUUUUUUGUUUUUACGGAAAACCUGUAUCUAUCAAAUAUCACAACCAACUAUGUUCGUCGACCACACUUGUGGUGUGCACACUUUCGGUGGCCGCGUUCGUCCUGCCGUACUACAUCUUAUCUUCCGUGAAGCGUGGUGAGCUUUGGGAUCAACACCAGUUAGUGUACGAGCAACCCCGAGUUAAGUUUCUCUACGCCUACCUAUUUCUCGCUGAAAUGGAAGCAUCCGAUGAUGGAUCGUCCGUGGUAACGUGCAGUUCGUUCGAGUCGUAUAACACACUCACGGAACAUCUAUACCCGUGUAGUGAGGUGCGAGUUGUACCCAUCGAUUCGGAUCACGAUCAUGCACUGGAUCACCUAGCGAUCGCGAUCAGCUUCAACCCACCGGAUGUUGGAAGCCGGUUGAUGUAUUACACGUUCUACUUUUUCCUAGAAGCAACGGUGACAUCCCAAUGUUCUUUUGUAGUACCAUCAUUUGUCUCUUUGGAAAAGGUUCCGGCUCCUAAAUCAAAGUUUGAUUCCGGCACGAUCGUUCAUCAUGGGUUUUUACAAUCGAAACAAACCGCCUCUCUACAGUGCCCUUUCUUCAUGAGACAUCAGAAGUCACACUUCAGCGAUCGAUAUUACCCUAACGAAAACACAACGCUGGACGGAUUUCAACCGCGAGUGAUUAGCGCUCUAAUUCAAAGUUCUAAUCCGGCACGGUACGAGUUUCAUCCACAGCGAACCGAUUGGACUACGGACGACUCUGGUUCUAUACGAAUUGAAAUGAAUAUAUCCAUUGGAGAUGCUAAUAGCAGGGAAACCGCCUUGCUGUACCAAACAUCUCUGUGGAGACGGCUUUGCCAAUUCUGGGGCAGUUAUUUUCCGCUAUUGAUCGUAUCUAUGUGGCUGACGAAUAAGAUAAAGCAAUAUUUGUUCGAACAUUUCUAUCUACGGGCAGUAGAAGUAGUCCCCUGGAAGGUAAAAUAUAACUAG